AUGAGUGAACGUCUAGCAAAACAAGCAAAAUUAACAAGUUAUUUUAUUCAGCAAAACCCUUCAGUUCAGAAAAAACCCGGAACUUCAUCGACCAGUGCUACUAGUGAAAUUCAUCCAGACUUGACUCAUCCAGACUUCGUCAUAAGUAGUGAAUGGGACAUUGGUGCAUACGAUUCAAAAGGAAAACUCUCGGACCAACAGAAGUACAACUUUUUGACAAACACUUGGAAACCUAAAUCGUUAUACAAAUUUCCCAGAGUUGAGAGGAAAGUAAAAGGAAAGGUCAGAUAUGUGUCAUUUCAGAGAAAAUGGCUAGAUGAGAUUAUAAAUGGUUGGCAUAUAGCCCAUCGCAAAAUGGUAGAUUCUGCAAAUCAUGCAGGAUAUUUGCCCCGGAAAGACAGCGCAUGCCACAAAGAAGUAUCACCAGCUCGCACACACGAAAGCCGAAAAUUUCAUACAAAUACAAAGAUCAUCGCGUGGAAAUGUUGUGGAGCAAAUGUCACAGAAUCGAGCGAUGAAAAUAGAAAGGGAAUGUUGUCGUUGAUCAACAUAGUAAAAUUGUGUGGCGGACAAAUGCUUUCCUUUCGUGGGCACAGAGAUUUUGGGAAAAUUGACCAACCCGAAGACUUCGAAACGAACGAGAAUAAAGGAAAUUUCCGUGCCCUGGUCCGAUUCCGAAUUCAAUCUGGCGACGAAGUUUUGCGCAGAUUUAUUCUUAGCUCUGGAAUAAACGCGCAAUAUACAAGCUGGAGCACACAAAAUGAAAUAGUGCAACUCUGCGGGGGAUUUGUUCGAAAGGCUUUGGUGCAAAGAAUAUCAGAAUCCGGCUAUUUUUCUGUGCUGGCUGAUGAAACCAGUGAUGUUUCAAACUGUGAACAAUUUUCGAUUUGUGUGCGAUGGUUCCAUUACAUUUGA
This is a messenger RNA of Styela clava, 915 nucleotides long. The record is from RefSeq and is a predicted model, not a curated record. NCBI's taxonomy places the organism in Eukaryota, Metazoa, Chordata, Ascidiacea, Stolidobranchia, Styelidae.